GCUCGCCGGAGAUGGUGGGCGACGGCGCGGGCGCCCCCGGAGCCGGAGAUGGAGGCGGCGGUGGCGGCGACCGGUCGAGCUUUGUGAUCGGCCUCAUUGAGAACCGAGCCAAGGAGGUUGGGGUUGCUGCUUUUGAUUUGAGAUCAGCCUCACUGCACCUUUCUCAAUAUAUUGAAACCAGCUGCUCAUAUCACAAUACAAAGACAUUGCUGCAUUUCUAUGACCCUAUGGUUGUAAUUGUGCCCCCAAACAAAACAGCAGCAGACGGUAUGGUUGGAGUUUCAGAGCUCGUUGGUAAACAUUUGCCAGCAAAUAAAAAGAUAACAAUGGCACGUGGCUGCUUCGAUGACACAAAGGGUGCUGUUAUGGUUAAAAAUCUUUCAGCUAGAGAUCCAUCUGCACUCGGUUUAGAUACUUAUUGCAAGCAGUACUAUCUUUGUCUUGCUGCUGCCUCUGCAACAAUUAAGUGGAUAGAAUCAGAAAAAGGUGUAAUUAUCACUAAUCACUCAUUAUCAGUUACAUUCAAUGGCUCAUUUGACCACAUGAACAUUGACUCAACUAGUGUACAAACAUUGGAAAUUAUUGACCCUCUUCAUACUGAACUGUGGGGAUCUGGCAACAAGAAGAAAAGUCUCUUUCAGAUGUUUAAGACUACAAAGACUACAGGAGGGACUAGACUACUAAGAGCCAACUUGUUGCAACCGCUAAAAGAUAUUCAAACAAUCAAUACUCGUCUGGACUGUUUGGAUGAGCUAAUGAGUAAUGAGGAAUUAUUCUUUGGCUUGACACAAGGUCUUCGCAAGUUUCCUAAAGAAUCAGAUAAGGUUCUUUGUCACUUCUGCUUCAAGCCCAAAAAGGUUACUAAUGAAGUACUGAAGCCUGCUAAUGGUAGAAAGAGCCAAAUGCUGAUUUCUGACAUUAUUGUUCUAAAAACAGCUCUAGAUGCCAUACCAUUCCUCUCCAAGGUUCUGAAGGGGACAAAGAGUUUUCUUCUUCGCAACAUUUAUCAGACUAUAUGUGAAAACCCAAAGUACGCAAGCAUGAGAAAGAGAAUUGGGGAUAUCAUUGAUGAAGAUGUUGUUCAUUCAAGGGCUCCUUUUGUAUCCUGCACUCAACAAUGUUUUGCUAUUAAGGCUGGUAUUGAUGGGCUGCUUGAUGUUGCUCGUAGAUCUUUCUGUGAUACCAGUGAAGCCAUACAUAACCUCGCCAACAAGUACAGGGAGGAUUUUAAGCUUCCAAAUUUGAAGAUACCAUAUAACAACAGACUAGGAUUUUACUUUAUUAUACCCCAGAAGGACAUUACUGAAAGGCUCCCUAAUAAAUUUAUACAGGUGGUUAGACAUGGGAAGAAUGUCCACUGCUCAAGCCUGGAGCUUGCUUCGCUAAAUGUCAGGAAUAAGUCUGCUGCUGCUGAGUGCUUCUUACGCACAGAACUUUGUUUGGAAGGGCUAAUUAAUGAGAUCAGAGAAGACAUUGGUAUAUUAACGUUGCUAGCUGAAGUAUUAUGCCUAUUGGACAUGCUUGUAAAUUCUUUUGCGUUUACAAUAUCUACAAAGCCCAUUGAUCGUUACACGAGACCUGAAUUCACAGAUGAUGGUCCAAUGGCAAUUAAUGCUGGCCGGCAUCCUAUUCUUGAGAGCUUGCAUAAUAAUUUUGUUCCUAACAAUCUCUUUCUGUCUGAAGCAUCUAAUAUGGUUCUUGUCAUGGGACCAAACAUGAGCGGAAAAAGCACAUAUCUUCAACAGAUUUGUCUAAUAGUCAUACUUGCACAAAUUGGCUGCUAUGUUCCAGCUCAAUUUGCAUCACUAAGAGUGGUUGAUCGCAUAUUCACACGGAUUGGCACUGGGGACAAUGUUGAAAAUAACUCAAGCACGUUCAUGACAGAAAUGAAAGAGACUGCUUUCAUUAUGCAAAAUAUUUCUUCGAAGAGCCUGAUUGUUGUGGAUGAGCUUGGAAGAGCCACGUCUUCCUCUGAUGGGUUGGCGAUUGCAUGGAGCUGCUGUGAAUAUCUAUUAUCUUCUAAAGCCUACACGGUGUUUGCCACACACAUGGAGAGCUUGUCAGAGCUUGCAACCCUUUAUCCAAACGUGAAGAUCCUCCAUCUUGAAGUUGACUUGAGAAAUGACCGUCUUGAUUUCAAGUUCCGGUUGAAGGAUGGUGCCCGAAGAGUACCGCAUUAUGGUCUUUUGCUGGCAAAGGUGGCUGGCCUCCCUACUUCAGUGAUCGACAGUGCAACAAGCAUCACUUCACGGAUCACAGAACAGGAAAUGGUGAGGAUGGAUGCCAACUGCGAGCAGUACCGGUCGCUCCAGAUGGCAUACCAGGUCGCGCAACGGCUCAUCUGCUUGAAGCACUCCAACCAAGGCGAUGGCUACGUCCGACAAGCGUUGCAGGAUCUCAAGUACGGCUACGCUGCAGGCCGCUUGACAUGACAAGUGCUACAGCCAAAUUACACCAACCUAAAUAUAGUGCUUUAUCUAAAAAAGAGGGGAUAAAUGCAGUACCGUGCCAGGAGCUGGUCCGAUAGCAAGUUAGCAACCCAGGAUCGGUCAACAGCCGCAGUUGGUAUGCUCCCUUUGCUUCCGUGAAACGGCCGCGUAAUCCUUGCCACUGCGUUGGUACUACCGUCACGUAAUCGAAUUCUUUUUUUUUUCUCUCGUAUUCGGAUUUUGUAGCUGUAUCUUUUUUAUAACAUGACUAACCACAUCCCGGGAUAACGUACAUGGAUGGGAGAAAUUAUGAAAGAGCUAUUAGUAUUACUUAUUACUUGAGUGA
Molecule: messenger RNA, 2775 nt
Organism: Oryza brachyantha (malo sina)
Lineage: Eukaryota; Viridiplantae; Streptophyta; Magnoliopsida; Poales; Poaceae
Product: DNA mismatch repair protein MSH4
Exons: 24
Coding region: 12-2432 (806 amino acids)
Biological process (GO): mismatch repair; reciprocal meiotic recombination
Cellular component (GO): nucleus
Molecular function (GO): ATP-dependent DNA damage sensor activity; ATP binding; mismatched DNA binding
Source: RefSeq, a predicted model, not a curated record